AUGUCGUCGAUAUAUCUCUGUUACUUAGUUUUAACUAUAUCUCUUAUCUUAUUAACAGAUAUCCUACAAGAAUCUAAUGCUUUCCCGACAACGAUAGAAUCUCUUAAGCGUAGAGAUGACUUAGUUUGUAACGGAAGCGCAGAUCUGUGUGAUUUACGAUAUGAUCAAGUGACACAUCCUGGUACGCACAAUAGUGCAGCAUAUGACCUAAAAUUUGAUUGUAAAUCUGCAGCCGCCGUUUGCAGUAAUAAAAUCAAACCUGUUUCGAAAUUAUGUAACCUAUUUGAUAUCCUUUGCCUUCAGAAUGGAGUAUCAAAAGAAAUAGUUGAAUGUCUGUUUGAGGAUAACGUGGGACACGAUGUAGCAACACAAUUAAAAGAUGGAAUCCGUCUUUUCGAUUUUGAUUCUUGUGUAACUGUAGACACCAACGAAGUUGUUAGAUGUCAUGGCAGCCAAGGUAUUCGAGCAAUUGGAGGUGGAUUUGAACCAUUAUUCCAAGCGAUACGUGAUUUUUUGAACGCAAACCCGAACGAGAUUAUAACGAUUGAAUUCAACGACGGGGAUGGUGACUACGCAACACUUGCUGGAGGCAUUCAAUCAAAAUUAGAGCAAUAUUUCAUUACUGAACCGGGACAUUCAAUGCUAGUCACACGGAAAGAUAAUAACGAACCAUGGCCAACUUUACGACAAAUGAUUGAAACUAAUCAACGAAUUGUAAUCUUUUUCGGCUACUUUUAUGACUCGACGCCGAAUCGUAUGCCUUGGAUUAAUAGUAAAAAUUAUUGGUUGACUGAUUCCUAUACAUACACCGCACCAGAUGGAAGUGCUGCGAGUUUAAAUCAAAGUUUCACAGAAUGGUGUAAAAAUGCUUCUAAUGUAAUCAAGGCUGAUGAAAACAUGUAUGGACGUGUAAAGUGGCAGGCUAUUGAUGAAACAAUCGGCUUAACUGAAGACACAUUUACCUCCAUUAAACCGCUUACUAAACCAAAGAUCUGUCUGGGCGAUCUUGCAAGAUCAGUGAAUUAUGAUCUUUUGGAUUAUGUUGCAAGCAUCUGUUAUCCCGCUUAUCCUUAUUUCCUCCGAGUACGAUUAGAUUUCUAUUGGCAAAGUAAUUUAUUCAAAGUCACAAAAGAUUUAAAUGCUAAGAAUGUGGAAAGAGUUAAAAAAGGGGAUCCGCUCACACCUUUCUAA
This is a messenger RNA of Ambispora leptoticha, 1191 nucleotides long. The record is from the annotation of a GenBank genome assembly. NCBI's taxonomy places the organism in Eukaryota, Fungi, Glomeromycota, Glomeromycetes, Archaeosporales, Ambisporaceae.